GUUGGCACCCGGAACUCCACCCGGAACUUCCGGGUCCGCUCGGAGCCCGGAGCCCGAGGCACGACGGGAAGGGGAGGAUUCCCCAAUGGCUCGCACAACAUUCACAGGGUUUGAACCACAGUCCCCUAAGAUGUAACACAGAAACUCACUUUCUUUUCUUUCCUUUCUUUCUUUUUUUUUUUUUUUUUUUCUGAGUUUGCUCAUACGCUCUUCAAGUUUCCGGAACGAAGUCGGUUUACUUCUCAUUGGAGGAGACGGGAUCAUGGCUGCCCUCCUUCAUGCAGUGCCAAAGUUUCAGGGGCCAGCUGCAUGGGGGAGGCCUCUUCACCGACUGUGGUGCUGCACUGGGCAGGGAGAUCCCAAAAGGUGGCUGGGGAGGAGGUCUCCCACUUCACAGGAGAAGCCACCAGGCACAGAGACUGAGAAAUUCCACACAAUCUAUCGAUUCUAUACCAUCAGAGCACUUGGCUUUCUAUCUCGCCUGAAGUUGGCACAGACAGCUGUGACUGUGGCCGCCCUGCCCCCAGGCUUCUACUCGUACUCACAGGGCCUCAUGACCCUCAAUUCACUCUGCCUUGUGAGUGGGAUCUGCAGCUUUGCUCUGGCCAUGCUGUGUUGGAUGAGCUACUUCUUACGGAGGCUGGUGGGCAUCCUGUAUGUGAAUGAGUCAGGUACUAUGCUUCGAGUGGCCCACCUGACCUUCUGGGGGUGGCGACAGGACACUUACUGUGCUGUGUCAGACAUAAUACCCCUGUCAGAAUCCAAGGACCAGGUCCGGGAUGUGUUGAUACGCAUCCAGCAAUACAGUGGCAAGCAGACCUUCUACCUUACCCUGCGCUAUGGCCGAAUCCUGGACAGAGAACGUUUUUCACAAGUGUUUGGAUCGCUGAGCACACUUAAGUAAAGAACAGCAACUCGGCCUCCUGUAGCCUUGGGAGCACUUGGAGUUUAGACAGGAAGGCCAAGAACAUUAAUAACCAGGGACUGGGGCUGAAGCCCAGCUGGUAGACUGCUUGUCUGGCGUGCAGGAAGUGAAACCCUGGGUUCAGUCCCUAGAACUGCAUAUAACCAGGCAUGGUUGUGUGUGCCUCUUCUUUCAGCACUGGAGAAAAAGUUCAAGGUUUUCUUGGGACAAAAAAAAAAGAA
This is a messenger RNA of Peromyscus eremicus (cactus mouse), 1146 nucleotides long. It is a transcript of the gene Tmem186, whose product is annotated as transmembrane protein 186. The record is from RefSeq and is a predicted model, not a curated record. Gene Ontology annotation, cellular component: mitochondrion. The transcript has 2 exons. The coding region runs from base 263 to 904 and encodes 213 amino acids. NCBI's taxonomy places the organism in Eukaryota, Metazoa, Chordata, Mammalia, Rodentia, Cricetidae.